Molecule: messenger RNA, 1380 nt
Organism: Clavispora lusitaniae ATCC 42720
Lineage: Eukaryota; Fungi; Ascomycota; Pichiomycetes; Serinales; Metschnikowiaceae
Gene: MDM10
Product: Mdm10p
Biological process (GO): phospholipid transport; protein insertion into mitochondrial outer membrane; mitochondrial outer membrane translocase complex assembly
Cellular component (GO): ERMES complex; SAM complex
Source: RefSeq, a predicted model, not a curated record
AUGUACACCCACAUGGAGUAUCUUCAAAGAUGCUUUUACAAGUCGACAUCAUGGAAUGAAGACAAUAUAUAUGCCAACGUUACUGCCACGUCGCAGGCGCUUUUGGACUUCUCCAUUCCUAGUGGAGCAAAACUAGAUGUUUCAACCCAAGCAACAGACCAUCUGGCUUCGUCCAUGUCUCUUCUGAACAUGCACACAAUCAACGGCUCUCUCGCUUACCUUUUCUCUUCUACACCAUUGAAGAACACGAUGGGCACACGCGACGUCUCUCUUCAAGAUGCGGUAGCUGGCUUCCGGAUCAUUGAGCCCUUCUUCUCAGGAACUCAUACAAAGACAGACCUGUCCGAUGUAAAUCGAGCCUCUUUGCUCUACGGGCGAAUGUACUUUCCAGGGACAGCUCUUGAAGCGAUGUUGAUCAAAAGGAUUAGUGCCCUGGCACAGCUUCUCGUCAAAUGCAUCAAUAAUCCACACAUUCGAAAAGGCGGCACAAUGAUUGUGUAUCUUCAAGAAAAUACGCCACGCUUUUCUCGCGAGUACAUUUACUCAACAAACGAGGCGCUUUUCGGCUUCCGGUGCUUAUACAACUUUGGUAAACCCACCAAAAUCUCGCCCGCUUUGAUUCCCAAAUUCGACAACUCUGUUGUGUCUGUCGGAGCCGAGUUUUGGUAUGCAGCGCUAGGUAUGAGUCCUGGUCUCUCCACUGCUGUACGCUACUCUACUAGAUCGACAUCUACAGGAAAACCUUUGACCAUGACUUUGGCAUGUAAUCCUAUCUUGGGCCAUAUAUCUUCCACAUACAACGUGAAGACAUCAGUUUCAUCAACUGUGUGUUCUAAAUACGACUUUAAUUGGUUUUCAUAUGCUAGCAACUUGUCGAUUGGUUUUGAGCUUUAUAACUUUUUCAAACCAUCACACGUUUUCAAACAUUACCAUGCCGACCAAAGACGGAAUCCCAGCAUUCAUCAUGACACUUUAGCGCCUGUGGCAGAUCCGUACGUGUUGGGUACGCGACCAACAAAUAAUUCCGUACUGUAUGCUUUUCCAGAGAAACCUCGAAAAAGAGUGGUCAACUCGAUUCAGAACUUGGAUGAUUAUUAUCACAUCAACCCCAGCCGCCUACACAGGAGUCCAGCCUAUGACGUCGAUGAUGACGUGCUGGGGAGGUCUGUGAUGGAAGCAUUUCAGAAUUCUGUCAAUGAAAGUAAUUUCUCAAGCGUUUUGAAAGGUUCAACCAGCUUGAGCGAUCGCAUGGUCAAGUUACUAUGGGUGGGGCGUUAUAAGGAUUUCUUGGUAAGCACAGGAAUUAAAGUAAACUUGAAUCCGUUUACGAAUCUCCCGGAAAUCAACAAGAUAGGUGUCACAUUUUCAUACGCAUGCUAA